Acanthosepion pharaonis is the source of this 2007-nucleotide messenger RNA. The record is from the annotation of a GenBank genome assembly. NCBI's taxonomy places the organism in Eukaryota, Metazoa, Mollusca, Cephalopoda, Sepiida, Sepiidae.
AUGAUUCAGGCUGUGAGUCACAUGAACGGCUUCCCUGCUAAGAUAGGAUUUCUUUUCAACUACAUUACCUUUUUCUGGCUUUACUGCCUUCUGGCCGAUCUAUCUAAUUCAUAUCUAUUUAAUACUGUUCAUUUACAUCUAUCUGUCUGUUUAUCUAAUUUAUAUGUAUUUAAUACUGUUUAUCUAUCUAUCUAUCUAUCUAUCUAUCUAUCUAUCUAUCUAAAUAUCUAUCUAUCUGUCUUUACAUCUAUCUAUCUAUCUAUCUAUCUAUCUAUCUAUCUAUCUAUCUAUCUAUCUAUCUAUCUAUCUAAUUCAUAUCUAUUUAAUACUGUUCACUUACAUCUAUCUAUCUGUCUAUCUAAUUCAUAUGUAUUUAAUACUAUUCAUUUACAUCUAUCUAUCUAUCUAUCUAUCUAUCUAUCUAUCUAUCUAAUUUAUAUCUAUUUAUCUACUUUAUAUCUAUUUAAUACUGUACACUUACAUCUAUCUAUCUAUCUAUCUAUCUAUCUAUCUGCAUACGAUAUUAAAUAUGCAUUUGAUUCUCAAAUAGUGUCCAGUCAUUCUCUCCUCCUUCCACUCUUCAUCUUCCUCCUAAUUUAUCUCCCUCUCACGCAAUCUUUUGUUUCCUCUCUACCGAUUACCAUGUCUUUCAUUCCUCUUUUCACUAUCCUCUCUCCUCUUUUGUUCAUCUCAAACAGUUUUGCUUUCUCUCUUCCAAUUGUCACAUAUAUCACCCUCUUUUCACUCUUUUCUCUUCCUCCUGCGUUUUUCACACUCUCACACAUUCUUUUGUUUCCUCUCUUUCAAUUACCAUGUCGUUCCUUCCUCGUUUCACGACUCUCUUUUCCUUCUACUUUUUCUUCCUCUCAAAUAUUCUUUUCUUCCCUCUCUUCCGAUUACCAUGUCUGUCUCUCCACCUAUCAAAAUUCUCACUUCCCCCUAAUUUUUCUUCCUCUCACUCAUUCUUUUGUUUCCUCUCUUUCAAUUACCAUGUCGUUCCUUCCUCGUUUCACGACUCUCUUUUCCUUCUACUUUUUCUUCCUCUCAAAUAUUCUUUUCUUCCCUCUCUUCCGAUUACCAAGUCUGUCUCUCCACCUAUCAAAAUUCUCACUUCCUCCUAAUUUAUCUUCCUCUCACUCAUUCUAUUGUUUCCUCUCUUUCAAUUACCAUGUCGUCCCUUCCUCGUUUCAAUACGACUCUCUUUUCCUUCUACUUUUUCUUCCUCUCAAAUAUUCUUUUUCUUCCCUCUUCCGAUUACCAUGUCUGUCUCUCCACCAAUCAAAAUUCUCACUUCCUCCUAAUUUAUCUUCAUCUCACUCAUUCUAUUGUUUCCUCUCUUUCAAUUACCAUGUCGUCCCUUCCUCGUUUCACGACUCUCUUUUCCUUCUACUUUUCUUCCUCUCAAAUAUUCUUUUCUUCCCCUCUCUUCGAUUACCAUGUCUGUCUCUCCACCUAUCAAAAUUCUCACUUCCCACUAAUUUAUCUUCCUCUCACUCAUUCUUUUGUUUCCUCUUUUCAAUUACCAUGUCGUCCCUUCCUCGUUUCAAACUCUCUUUUCCUACAACUUUUCUUCCUCUCAAAUAUUCUUUCUUCCUCUCUUCCGAUUACCAUGUCUGUCUCUCCACCUAUCAAAAUUCUCACUUCCCACUAAUUUAUCUUCCUCUCACUCAUUCUUUUGUUUCCUCUCUUUCAAUUACCAUGUCGUCCCUUCCUCGUUUCACGACUCUCUUUUCCUUCUACUUUUUCUUCCUCUCAAAUAUUCUUUUCUUCCCUCUCUUCCGAUUACCAUGUCUGUCUCUCCACCUAUCAAAAUUCUCACUUCCUCCUACUUUUUCUUCCUCUCACACAUUCUUUUGUUUCCUCUCUUUCAAUUACCAUGUCGUUCCUUCCUCGUUUCACGACUCUCUUUUCCUUCUACUUUUUCUUCCUCUCAAAUAUUCUUUUCUUCCCUCUCUUCCGAUUACCAUGUCUGUCUCUCCACCAAUCAAAAUUCUCACUUCCUCCUAA